Molecule: messenger RNA, 702 nt
Organism: Candidula unifasciata
Lineage: Eukaryota; Metazoa; Mollusca; Gastropoda; Stylommatophora; Geomitridae
Source: the annotation of a GenBank genome assembly
AUGGCCGGACCCAACCCUCAACAACUGGCCUUGCGAGCUAGCGGCUCCAACAAUCUCACUGAACAUUUGUACAAAGUUCUAGUCAUCGGGGAGUUCGGCGUCGGGAAGACAUCUUUAAUUCGUAGAUAUACAGAAGGUUACUUUUCACCAAACUAUAAGCUGACCAUCGGUGUGGAUUUUGCAUUAAAAAGUUUAGACUGGGACAACAAUAUCAAAGUGAAUCUGCAACUUUGGGACAUCGCAGGACACGAACGAUUUGGUCACAUGACAAGAGUCUACUACAAAUAUGCAAUUGCUGCCAUCAUUGUCUACGAUUUGUCCAGGCCGGCAACUUUUGAUUCAGUUUUGAAAUGGCUGGAGGAUGUUAAUUCCAAGGUGGUUUUAUCCAAUGACCAGCCAGUGCCUGUCAUGCUGUUAGCAAACAAGUGUGACCUUGAAGAUGGAUCCUAUGAAGAUGAGAAGCUGAAUACUUUCUGUAAAGAACAUAAUUUUAUCGGAUGGUUCAAAACAUCGGCAAAAACAAACCAUAAUGUUGAUGAAGCCAUGAAUUUUCUAAUCAAGCAUAUUUUGUCAUUACCAAAUGGAGCCAAACAGGCAAGUGAUCAUACAUCACUGUCAAGCUCGGUGAUGUCAGAACUGGAGGAGUCCUAUUUUGAUGGUGUCACUGAAAGCAAGAGAGAUAACUCCUGCUGUCAUUCUUAA